AUGUCAAUUCCCGACCGUAUCACCGGGAAAAAGAGUCAUGAAUCUCAACAUCAGCCCCGCAGCAUCCCAAAUGCGAAAAAGCCGAAAUCUCGCCCGCCACAGAGCUUCCGAGAUAAAGCUGGAUUUCUCCAAAGCAGCUUGCCGAAGUACUCGGGACCGUAUAGUGUCGGUAUAAUGGAACUCGAGAUCCCAGCACGACAUCCCCAGACCUUCUCCCACAUAAAACGCCACGGCCACCACAUCCUGAGGCUGGAAACCGUUCUAAUCACCAUAUACUAUCCCUCCGCCUUCGGAUCCGGCGCCGGCAAAGACCCCUCCGGCAACCGCAAAUGGUCGCGGCAGACCUGGCUUCCACGGCCUCGGAUUAGGACCGCACAGGGCUACGGCAAGUUCGCAAGCGUGGGGGACAUCGCCGUGCCUUUCUUCGCUGCUACGACUAUGUUUACGAAGAUACCCGCGUUCAGGAAUUCGAGACCUGCGACGCACUGGCCGCCGCCUGAUAACUUCCGCAGCAGGCAUGGUCCCGAGAAGGUCAAAAAUAGAGAGGGCCCUCCGCCAGAGGGGAAAGGGGAUGAGCCAACUUUCCCUCUUAUGUUCUUUAGUCAUGGGCUGGGGGGAACGAGGACGAUGUAUUCGAGCUUGUGUGGUGAAUUUGCAAGUUAUGGGUUUGUGGUGUGCGCUGUAGAACACCGGGACGGAUCGGGUCCAAGGACCUUCGUAAAUCAUGCAAAAGAGGGAAAGGGGAGUCUCGAUGAUUUGGAGCAGAAUGGGCAUAUCGAUCAUUGCGAGAGGCAGAGGAAGAAGGGGUAUGACAAAGUCGAUUAUAUCUUCCCUAAGGGCAAUAGAUGGGACACCUCGCCCUUAAAUGAGAAAGGGCCUGAUAAGGAACUCCGCGACGCGCAGACCCAGCUUCGUCUUGCCGAACUCGAAGAAGCAUACCACAUCCUGUGCCAGAUCCGCAACGGCAAGGGCGAAGACGUAGCCCGCAAAAAUCUCCGCCGAAAGGGCUACGUUGGGUCCAGCUCUCGAGGUCUCGAAGGCGUCGACUGGGAUGCAUGGAAAGGCCGCUUCCACACCGAACGUUGCACCGUAGCAGGGCACUCCUUCGGCGCUGCCACAACCAUCGAAGUGCUCCGCCACGCGGAUAGAUUCAAGCACGUAGAACAGGGAAUAAUCUACGACAUAUGGGGAGCUGCCAUCAACCCGCCCGAAGAGGACCCCUGCCACCGUAUCCACACCCCUCUACUCGGCAUCAACAGUGAGGCCUUCAUGUACUGGCCCUCCAACUUCUCCGCCGUCUCCUCCCUCAUCAAGGAGUCCCGCGACCAUGGCUCCCCAGCCUGGCUCACCACGGUCCGCGGCACCGUGCACGUCUCGCAGUCCGACUUCUCCAUCCUCUACCCCGCCACCUGCUCCAUGUUGCUCAAAGCGACGGCGAACCCGAAGCGCGCGCUCGAUCUCAACAUCUCCGCGAGCUUGGAGUUCCUGAAAGCGGUGAUGGGUGAGCAGGGGGGCGGGAAGGCGAUUCUAGAGAGGUGCAUGCUAGAUGAGGGACUGCUUAGGACGGAGGUGACGGAGGAGCUGCCAGAGGAGAGGAGGCCGGAUGAUAAGUGGGUUGCGGCGCGCUUGAAGAUUCCGCAUGAGUUUCGGACAAGGCUGGGGGCGAAGUUUGUGAGGAAGGAGAGGAGGAGGAGAGGGAAGGGGAGCGGGGAAGUGGGGGAUGAGAUUUGGAUGCAUGUGAGGACGGAGAAGGAAGAGUUUGAGAAGUGGAGGGAACAGAGCAGACAUGAGCAGGGUUUGGUCAAGACGGGACUGGGUGGGGAUUCGGAGGAGGACGUGGAGCAGGGAACGGUUGGGGUUGAGGAUACUAGGAAGAGUGGUGUAGAGAAGCUUUGA
This is a messenger RNA of Mytilinidion resinicola, 1896 nucleotides long. RefSeq lists its product as uncharacterized. The coding region runs from base 1 to 1896 and encodes 631 amino acids. Lineage: Eukaryota; Fungi; Ascomycota; Dothideomycetes; Mytilinidiales; Mytilinidiaceae. Gene Ontology annotation, molecular function: 1-alkyl-2-acetylglycerophosphocholine esterase activity. The transcript has 6 exons. The record is from RefSeq and is a predicted model, not a curated record.